AUGGCUGCCUCCCUGGUGUUCAGACUACAUGACAGAGGGCCGGAGGUGGUGAGGGAGGUGCUGCUGGAGCGAGGAUGGGAGGAAUAUGACGGGGAGGAACAGGAGGAGGAGGACUGGAACCUGUACUGGCGGGGCUCCGCGUUUCGCAGCUCUGAGUACCACAACCUGCUGCCAUGGCAACGGCUCAACCACCACCCCAAAACUGUUGGAAUCACACGCAAGGACUGCUUGGCGCGCAACCUGAGGAGAAUGAGAGCCACGUUUGGUUCGUCUCUGUACGACUUCAGCCCCAACGCCUUCAUCCUCCCCAACGACUACACCCGCUUCCUGUCCGAGUACAACAAACUGCGUGCGACCCGAGGCCCGUCGGUCUACUGGAUAUGCAAGCCUGUGGAUCUCUCCAGAGGCCGAGGGAUCUUCAUCUUCCAGGACAUCAAGGAUCUAGUGUACGACUGCUCCGUCAUCGUGCAGCGCUACAUCAGCGACCCUCUGUUGGUGUCCGGCUACAAGUUCGACCUGAGGAUCUACGUGUGCGUGAAGAGCUUCCACCCCCUGACCGUCUACGUUCACCAGGAAGGUCUGGUGCGUUUCUCCACCGAGAAGUACAACCUGUCGUCUCUGCGCAACCUGUUCGCCCACCUCACCAACACCAGCAUCAACAAGUUCGGCCCUUUCUACAAGACGGAGAAGGAGCGAGUGGGCCAAGGGUGCAAGUGGACCAUGAGCAAGUUCAGGCAUUUCCUCCACAGCCAAGACGUCAACCAGCUUCUCCUGUGGCAGAGGAUCAGCAGCAUCGUCACGCUGACCCUCCUCACCAUCGCCCCGUCCGUCCCGUCUUGUCCCAACUGCGUGGAGCUGUUCGGCUUCGACAUCCUCAUCGACGCCAUGUUUAAACCCUGGCUGCUGGAGGUCAACUACAGCCCCGCGCUGACUCUGGACUGCCAGGCGGAUAUCACGGUGAAGAAAGAGCUAAUCGGCGAUCUGAUCGAUUUGAUGAACUACACGUUGGUUGACAGCUUGAGAGAGAGAGCCUAUCAGAGACAGCCUUGUUUCCACCCUUCUCACGUUCCUGCGCUCUCAAAGUUCAAAGAAACCAAAUCUCAGAAGCAGAGAAGCGGCAGCCAGUCGUCACAGACGCUCCCUCUGAUACAAACUCAUCGCCCGGUUGCAAAGAUGAACCAAAGACGCUCCAGGCAGCAUGCUUUGGUAGCCAACUACCAAAACCACUUUCCCCCGGUUGACUUAAACAAGAUCUAUGCAUCCAGGGGCAGAAGAGUCAAUAAAACCCUCACAGACCAGACCCUGAACCUGAUACUCGGCCCGCAUUCAAGGACGAACGUGUCAGCGGUGAGCAGACAGACGUGUCCGGCUCUCGCACCGCGGCUGAUGGACAACAGGAGUCUUCACGUGUCUGAGGUUACACGCCGUGACGACACUGAAACAGAAGCUGAGGUGGAGCUGGAGGCAGAGACAGACGUUUCCUCUUCGAUACGUGAUAUCCAGCUCGGGGGGCUGGGGUUCAGACGAUCCAAGCUCCCAGACAUUUACAGUGGGAGUCUCAGACCAGUGAAGAUCCCUCUGGACAGAAUCACAGCACUGAACAGACAACAUGUUCCUCCAAUCAGAGUCGGGGAUUUCAUACGGACAUUCCCGUUUAACGCAGCAACUCUGAGAGCUUCACAGCACAAACUGGAUGUAAAGAUCAUCAUACAGGAGCUGAACAGGCUCACGGCUCAGCUGGCCUCAUCAGGGAAGAAGAGGAGGAGGAGAGAAGAGGAGGAGGAGGUGAAGAAGGAGACAGAUGGUGAAGAAGACUUUGAUUCACUGUUGUGGGGGCCAAAGGAUCCUCCACUGCUCAACCAGUGCUUCAAACCAACGUAGAGUGAUGUUUCUUUAGA
This is a messenger RNA of Centropristis striata (black sea bass), 1898 nucleotides long. It is a transcript of the gene ttll2, whose product is annotated as tubulin tyrosine ligase-like family, member 2. The coding region runs from base 1 to 1881 and encodes 626 amino acids. Gene Ontology annotation, biological process: protein polyglutamylation; microtubule cytoskeleton organization. The record is from RefSeq and is a predicted model, not a curated record. NCBI's taxonomy places the organism in Eukaryota, Metazoa, Chordata, Actinopteri, Perciformes, Serranidae. The transcript has 3 exons. Gene Ontology annotation, cellular component: cilium. Gene Ontology annotation, molecular function: tubulin binding; tubulin-glutamic acid ligase activity.